AUGGCAUGUUCAAGCAAAUUUAUUAGUAGGCUUAAGAUGGAGGGUUAUAAUACAACUGUUAUUCAUAAUUCAUCGGUUACUUCUAUUGAGGAGAAGAAAGGUGGACUUGAACCUCGUACUUCUGCAACCAAUGAAUUUUGUGACUGGAUGGAAGAUAAUUCUCUUUUUGAAGUGGAUGCUUUGGGGAAUAAUUUUACUUGGUCUAAUUGUCAAACGGUUGCUCGUAGAAUCAUCAUUUUAAAACCUCGUCGAGCUCCUUUAAGGGUUCAAAAGAUGUGGUUUCUUCAUAAUGAUUUCAUGAGAAUGGUUAAAGAUAGUCGUGGAGUGCCAGUUCAUGGUUCUCCGGACUUUGUCUUUCCUUUCAAAUUGAAACGCUUAAAAGCUGUAAUGAAAGAGUGGAAUCUGUCAGUUUUUGGCAAUGAGACGCGUCUUCAGCAUAAUACGUUGAUCAAACAAAAGUCCAGGAACACUUGGCUUGUGGAGGGAGCAAGUAAUACUGCUUUCUUUCAUAAUAACAUUCGUAUUCGUCAAGGUAAUAAUAAUAUUUCUGAAUUUAUUGAUGAGAAUGUAUCUCAACUGUUGAAAGUUCUCAAAAUGGACGCUAUUCCUUCUCCGGAAGAGAUUAAAGAUGCAGUUUUUAACUUGAAUGUUGAUGGUGCUCCGGGCCCGGAUGGUUUUUCGGGUUGUUUCUAUAGACAUUAUUGGGAGAUUAUUGCUGACGACUUGAUUAAUGCUAUAGUUUACUAUUGGAAUUUGAAGUGCAUCCCUAAUGGUGUAGCCUUAUUACUCUCCUUGCCAAGGGUUUUGGAUAACUUGGUUUCUGAAGAACAUGUAGCUUUUAUAAAGGACCGUAAUAUCCAUGAAAAUAUUAGUGUCGCUUCAGAGAUGGUUGAUGAACUUCAUAUCAAACGGAAGGAUGGAAACAUUAGUCUGAAACUUGAUAUUACUCAAGCUUUUGAUACAGUUAGUUGGUUUUUCGUUUUGGAGGUCUUUCGUCCGUAUGGUUUAUCGGAGGAUUGGUGUUUAUGGAUUAUUGGUGUUUAUGGAUUCUCAAUAUCUUACAAUCAACGAGAAUUUCUAUUCUUUUGA
Molecule: messenger RNA, 1089 nt
Organism: Papaver somniferum (opium poppy)
Lineage: Eukaryota; Viridiplantae; Streptophyta; Magnoliopsida; Ranunculales; Papaveraceae
Exons: 6
Coding region: 1-1089 (362 amino acids)
Source: RefSeq, a predicted model, not a curated record